UGAGUUGGGGGGUUUUAACUUCAAGGCACCUUAGGCUUUCUUUAUUUGCAUCACAUUAGUGGAAAAUUCCUUCAUUCAUUUAAGAAGAUAAACAGUUGUAACAUUCACGUUUGGUUGAUGUGACAUCAAUGACUGGCUGGGACUGCCAGCAUUCCAAAAGGGAUAUCAUCCUAAUCUGCAGCCACUCAGGGCCAUGGGGCGGAGCCUGCAGUCCAAGCCAAAACACUUACAGGUGCAUAAGUAAGUAGGGAAGGGCACAGGUGAUGCACCUGUCUCAGGAAAGCACUAGCACGGGUGUGUCAUAACUUAUCAGCUGCCUGUGUUAGAGCAUGAGCUCCUUUGAUCCACAAACACACUCUCCACCACGCUGCAGCCCGCAGUUUCCAAAUCUUGGUCAAGAACCUCCAGAAAUGAAUAUCUACUAUGAGAACUUCUUCCAUCCGCAGAAUAUUCCUAGUCCACAGCGACCGAGCACCUUCGAGACAACGGACUACAACAGCACACCCAAUCCUUACCUCUGGCUAAAUGGACCUUCCAUUACUCCACCACCAUAUCUCCCAGGAUCCAAUGCCAGUCCCUUCAUUCCUCAAUCUUAUGGGAUGCAAAGGCAACUAUUGCCUAACAUGCACGGCUUGGGAGGAACUGAUCUUGGCUGGCUUCCUCUUCCAUCCCAAGAAGAGCUUAUGAAGUUGGUUAGACCACCUUACUCCUACUCUGCACUUAUUGCCAUGGCUAUCCAUGGAGCACCAGAAAAGAGGUUGACUCUCAGUCAGAUCUACCAGUAUGUGGCUGACAACUUCCCAUUUUACAACAAAAGCAAAGCUGGCUGGCAGAACUCAAUUCGGCACAACCUGUCUCUCAACGAUUGUUUCAAGAAGGUGCCUAGAGAUGAAGAUGAUCCAGGAAAAGGGAAUUACUGGACUCUGGACCCAAACUGUGAAAAGAUGUUUGACAAUGGCAACUUUCGCAGGAAGAGGAAAAGGAAGUCUGACAUUGGGGCUAGUUCUGCCCAUCUUACACCUGAGAAAUCCGAGGACAGCGCCUUGACUGGCAGCCCCAAAGCCAUAGAGCACCAGGAUCUUUUGGAAAACUCGUCAUCUGGGACUGACAAUCCACCUGAUAAAGGAUCUCCACCACCAUCUUCCAGUAGUCCAUGCCUUAGUAAUUUCAUUUCCAGUAUGACUGCAUAUGUUAAUGGCUCUAAUUCAGUGGGCCGCUCAGUGCCAUUGGGACUUAAUGCUGAACCCAUUGACAAAAUGGGACAGAAUAUGGUAGGCUUAAAUUCCUACUCUCCACUCUCUAAUGUCCCCAGUCAUGGUGUGGGAGAGUGGUCCAAUUCUAUGCCGCCUGCUCACCUUGGCUAUAGCAACUCAGUGCUCAACCAGUUUAACACCCAUUUUUACAGUAGUAUCAGUACAAAUAACACUCUGUUUUCCAGGGAGGGGACAGAGGUUUAAAUAAGAGAUCCUAAGACAUCAAAAUAUAGCUAUUUAUGAGAGAGAGUGACCUGUGGGUGGGUAAUUAGUGUUAGUCUGUUGUCUCUGGGACCUACAUCGCAUCCUACCUUCAGACAGCCCCAAACAUUUUAGCCAUUAUCCUUACUCAAGUCACAAGCACUCCGUACUUGACAGCUCCAUAUAAAAAUAAGAGACUGUAACAGCAAGAAUAGCAAAGAGGUCUGCUGGAGACUGUGUUUGUACUGCUGCCAUCCAUGGUCCCCUAUGGAUGUCCUUGAGAGGGGUUACUGUUUACUUAGGGAUGAAACCUUCUGGCAUGGUACUAAUUUUGCUGUGAGCUUUUAAAGCACUAAUAUACGUUUGGCUAUGUCUGUAAAUUACCUCUCUUGCUGAUACAGGCUGUCUGGACUAGAAAUGCUUGGUAAGUUCUUAUUUGGACAAAGCUAUUCUGAGACAGUGAAGGAUCUAUAGCAAAAAACUACUACAUAGUGAGUAACCAGCAGGGGAAGAGUGAAUGCCCUUUUAAAAUUUCUCUAAUGCUAGAGCAUACAUUGCCUCAAUUCUGAUGCUGCUUCACCUCCAAGGGGAACAUGGUUGUGAAGCAGAAUAGCAUAAUCACAGGCAGAACAUUCAUUUUGAAACUGAAAGAAAGCAUAACAAAAUAUAAUGGAGUUGUCUUCUGCUGGUGCAAUCUGAUCUUUGUGUUUUAAAUUCCAAGUACAGGGUCAAAUUCUGUGGAAAACAUCUCUGUACUAUGUAUUUUCUUUCUUUUUGUAACAAAGUCCAUGCAAUUGUUUUGUCACUGUGUAAAUAUUAGGAAUAAUUCUUAUUUUUUUAUAUUCUACCAUAACCACAAACAAGAUUUCAAAUAAAUGAAGUUUUUUUCAAACCCAUAA
Numida meleagris (helmeted guineafowl) is the source of this 2353-nucleotide messenger RNA. RefSeq names its product forkhead box I1 (gene FOXI1). The transcript has 2 exons. Gene Ontology annotation, molecular function: DNA-binding transcription factor activity, RNA polymerase II-specific; RNA polymerase II cis-regulatory region sequence-specific DNA binding. The record is from RefSeq and is a predicted model, not a curated record. Bases 330 to 1457 code for a protein of 375 amino acids. NCBI's taxonomy places the organism in Eukaryota, Metazoa, Chordata, Aves, Galliformes, Numididae. Gene Ontology annotation, biological process: cell differentiation; regulation of transcription by RNA polymerase II; anatomical structure morphogenesis.